Molecule: messenger RNA, 561 nt
Organism: Rattus rattus (black rat)
Lineage: Eukaryota; Metazoa; Chordata; Mammalia; Rodentia; Muridae
Gene: Dbi
Product: diazepam binding inhibitor, acyl-CoA binding protein
Exons: 4
Coding region: 116-379 (87 amino acids)
Biological process (GO): fatty acid metabolic process
Cellular component (GO): mitochondrion
Molecular function (GO): fatty-acyl-CoA binding
Source: RefSeq, a predicted model, not a curated record
GUAGGAACGCGGGGGUUGUGCUUUUAAAGGCGCUAGCCGGUACGCUCUGGAACUUGAUUGCUUCCCUCUUCUGAGCUUGCUCCCGCGCUUUCAGCAUCCAGGUCACCUCGCCAGUAUGUCUCAGGCUGAUUUCGACAAAGCCGCUGAGGAGGUGAAGCGUCUCAAGACUCAGCCAACUGAUGAAGAGAUGCUGUUCAUCUACAGCCACUUCAAACAAGCUACUGUGGGCGAUGUAAACACAGAUCGGCCGGGGCUGUUGGACCUCAAGGGCAAAGCCAAGUGGGACUCGUGGAACAAGCUGAAAGGAACUUCCAAGGAAAAUGCCAUGAAGACCUAUGUGGAAAAGGUAGAAGAGCUAAAGAAGAAAUAUGGAAUAUAAACGACCAGAUUUGGUGGCCAGUCACAUGUGUGACAUAAUGCCUAUGAGGACAUAAUGCCUUGGUUUUUUUUUUCCUAAUGUAGAUGACAUGGCUCUGAUAUGUUAGGGCCAGAGUUAAUUACUGCUCUUCCUCCCUUUGGAGUUUUUACCUGAACUCAAUUAAAAGUACGUUUGUUACUCUA